Messenger RNA from Bactrocera tryoni, 1018 nucleotides. RefSeq lists its product as uncharacterized. The transcript has 4 exons. The coding region runs from base 82 to 888 and encodes 268 amino acids. Lineage: Eukaryota; Metazoa; Arthropoda; Insecta; Diptera; Tephritidae. The record is from RefSeq and is a predicted model, not a curated record.
UAUUCGAUCAGCUGUUUCUAUUUACAUUCUGAUUUUGUUAAUUUGUCUGCAGGCUAUUAGUUAAAAUAAUUAAAAACAAAAAUGGAAUCACCCCGAGAUAAUGACGUCAAAGCCAAGCGUAUCCGUUGCAACCCACCCCGUAGAUGGGCGGCAGCAGAAAAGAAGUCUCUAAUUGAGUUUCUGUUGGAAAAUCGGCAACUUGAGAAGCCGUCCGCUCAAGCUUACUAUAAGCAGUUCUGCAUGGCAAAAAAUCUAACCAUGGAGUGGAAGCUUGUGCGUUCUAAAGUGCGGAACAUGAGAGUGAGCUACAACAAAGCGAAGACAUGGGAAGGCUCGACGGGAGCAGGUAGCAUGAGUGGCGAAACUAUUAAAAGUACUCUACUAAAAAUGUGCAUUUUUUUUUACGAGCUCGAAGACAUUUUUGGGAGCAGAGUUAGUGAAUGUGCCGCAAUCGAAGAUACGAUGACCGCUGAGUAUUUGGAUUUUGAAGGUGCUGUAGAAACUCAGAUAGCAGUACCGAUUGAAGAACCGGAGAGCUCCCAAGGCCCAGAUUGUGUGUUACAUUUAAAUGGUAACGAAAGUUCUGCCGAAAUUAGUUGUACGCCAAGUACGAGCCGUAAGGGCAUAUACAGCAGAACGGGGGUUUCGGAAAUAAUGAAACUCCAAGCCGAAGUCAUUAGUUUCAAGAAAGAAAAACUAGAAGCAGAAUUGGCAGCAAGAGACAGGGAGUUAGUUAUAAGGGAAAGAGAAUUGGUGUUAAAAGAAAAGAAUUUUGAUUUGAAAGAAAGGAAUUUUAAAAGCGAAGAAAAGCUGAAAGUUCCUGAGCUCGAAAUGAAAGAGCGAUUAGCUAUGGAAGAGCUUAAGCUUAAAUAUAAACAAUUAUUUUAACGUAACUUAAAUGAUUUAAGGUAAUAUAGUGGCGAGCACAAAUGAGUAUAUGUAUAGUGAUUUUUCUUACAAUAUUCGCAAUGCUUUUCAUGAUAAAUUUUUUCAUAAAUUUUUUAAACGAAUUAGUUCA